This is a messenger RNA of Penicillium arizonense, 942 nucleotides long. RefSeq lists its product as uncharacterized. Bases 1 to 942 code for a protein of 313 amino acids. Gene Ontology annotation, molecular function: actin filament binding. Gene Ontology annotation, cellular component: cytoskeleton. NCBI's taxonomy places the organism in Eukaryota, Fungi, Ascomycota, Eurotiomycetes, Eurotiales, Aspergillaceae. The record is from RefSeq and is a predicted model, not a curated record. The transcript has 3 exons.
AUGACCGUCACCGCUGUAUCUAUGGCCCGGGACGCGCCAGACGCGUCGUCCGAUCUGGAGUCGGAAUGCCAGCUGCACAACUUGAGCCAUGGCCCAAACCCUCUAACAGGCAUACCACGGUUUGACUCCUUUGCUGAGCACCGCAAGCAUAUUUUGGUGCAUAUGGCAGCGGUGUUCCGCAACUGGGCGCGCGUUGGAUUUACCGAAGGGAUCUCCGGUCAUAUAAGUGUACGCGACCCAGAGCACGCGGAAUAUAUUUGGAUGAACCCAAUUGGGAAGCACUUUGGCCUGUUAACCGCGGGCGAUAUGCUGUGUCUAGAUAUCAAGACAGGAGCCGUGGUCGGCGGAAACCGAAAUCGACCCGUCAAUACUCCUGGCUUCUUCAUUCACUCAGAGAUUCACCAAGCACGCACUGACAUUCACUCAAUUUGCCAUGCGCAUACCAUUGCCGGGCGGGCGUGGGCGACCUUUGGCCAGCCCCUGGAUAUGAUUACACAGGACGUGUGUGACCUGUACGGGGUGCUAGCCGUGAGUCAGGAGUACGGGGGAAUCGUCACGGCCCAGCAGGAAGGGCAGCAGAUUGCAAAGGCACUGGGCAGUAAGGGUAAGGCCGCGGUACUGCUAAACCAUGGCCUCUUGAGUGUUGGCUCGACCGUGGACGAGGCCUCGUUUCUCUUCACGCUGCUCGACCGCAGUUGUCAGAUCCAGUUGCAGGUAGAAGCAGCCUGUGCAGGGAACCCGGCACUGAAGAAGCAUAUCAUCCCCAAUCAGCUGGCCCAGUUCAACUUUGACAUGGCGGGCCAGAAGGACUGGUUGUAUGCAGAGGCGCAGCCAGACAUUGAGUAUGAGAUUGCUAUGGCGGGUGAUGCGAUUAUGAACGGUUUGGACCAGGACUUCGUAUCAAAUCCCAAAAAACCGGGCCAGCAGCCGUUUGAUAUCUAA